GCAACAAGAAAAAGAAACAGAGGCUACUGAGUUACAAGAGGAAGACGAAGACCCGAGAGUGUGAGACGAUGACUUACAACGCUGAAUCUUCGAGUUUUAGGCGGAGCAGAUCUAUUGGAGGCAGAAGAAUGUGUGACUGUGGGUUGCCCGCCAAGAUUUUCACUGCGUGGACAAAUAAGAAUCCUGGGCGAAAAUUUUUUGGUUGUGAACUGUAUAAGGAAAUGGGCAAUGAACACUGCAAAUUCUUUGAAUGGUUCGAUGAAGGAGAAGUCACUGGGUGGCCAAAAAGAGCGUUGAUUGAAGCUAGAGAUGAAAUUAGAGAGAAAAGAAGAGUGAUCAAUGAACUGAGAAAUAGAAAUUUGGAACUUUCUAUGGAAUUGGAGAAGAAAGAGGCUGCAAAAUCAAAUGGAAGUGAAGAUGAGAUGAAACGUUUGAACCCCAACCUUGGAUGGAAGAAUAAGUUUCUGAAACUGUGUUGUAUUGUUAGUGAUUAAGAGUGUCGAGUCUUCUGUUUCUUUUCCUUUCUAAAGACUAGUUAUGUGAUGAAUGAGUCUUAUGUUUCUAAAAAAACUGGUUAUGUAAUGAAUGAUGAAUGUGUAAUGUGAUGAUAUUUUAGGCUAGUAUUGAGAUGUUUUACAUUUAUAAGAAGCUUAGAAUGACAAACUAUAAUCAUAAACUAGAAGUAGAUAAACCAGUUCAAAAUGGAAUACAUAGUUGAAGUUUAAACAUUACAUCAUCGUUAACAUGAUAGAACAUGAAAAAAGAAGCUUUCCGAGGACAUGUUAAAACAU
Messenger RNA from Brassica rapa (field mustard), 791 nucleotides. RefSeq lists its product as uncharacterized. Gene Ontology annotation, molecular function: zinc ion binding. The record is from RefSeq and is a predicted model, not a curated record. NCBI's taxonomy places the organism in Eukaryota, Viridiplantae, Streptophyta, Magnoliopsida, Brassicales, Brassicaceae.